GUUUCGUUUUGCUACGCCCCUUCAAACAUCUCCUUUACGCAUUCGGGGGAGGUUCAUUCCAUUGGUUUGUUCCAAUGGUUUGGGUUGGGAAGAGCACCCUGUAUCUGACAUGAGAAGCAUUGUUUACUACGAAGUUUUUUUAAUUAAAGCCUGCGAUUCUGAUAGAGGAAGAGCUAUGUAUCUUAUUUAUACUGUAGAUAAAAGAACCUUACUCACGAAAUUCUAUUUUCUCAGUCAUGAAGAAAAAUCAGAUUGUGAAUUUACUCAGUAG
Molecule: messenger RNA, 271 nt
Organism: Dentiscutata erythropus
Lineage: Eukaryota; Fungi; Glomeromycota; Glomeromycetes; Diversisporales; Gigasporaceae
Source: the annotation of a GenBank genome assembly